Molecule: messenger RNA, 1216 nt
Organism: Erigeron canadensis
Lineage: Eukaryota; Viridiplantae; Streptophyta; Magnoliopsida; Asterales; Asteraceae
Product: prostaglandin E synthase 2-like
Exons: 6
Coding region: 73-1059 (328 amino acids)
Cellular component (GO): mitochondrion
Molecular function (GO): prostaglandin-E synthase activity
Source: RefSeq, a predicted model, not a curated record
CCAAACCCCUCAAAAGGUUUUACUUUUAAUCCCCCGUUUGAUUUUCGUUCACUUCUACAACCAUCAAUCAAAAUGGCAACAACGGCAAUCAGAAAAGUCAGUCGUCUCGCCGCCACCGCCCACCGUGCUGCGGCGGUUGCUUCCUUCUCCACUACCGCCACUACUCGCCGUCACUCGAUCCUUCAAACGGCGUCGUAUAGCACCAUAAAUAAUAAUAAUACCCCUUUGAACUCCUUUCCGCCGACACCACGGUCUCAAUUGUUUGAUCGGAUUAACGUCGUUCAGAACUGCGCCAGGUGUCAUGUUGCAUCUUAUUCAACUGCCACGUCAGCAGAGGUUGUUGAUGAGAAAUACGUCCCUAACGACGUCGUUUUAUAUCAGUACCAAGCUUGCCCUUUCUGUAAUAAGGUUAAAGCAUUUCUUGAAUAUAAUGAUGUUCCCUACAAGAUUGUGGAAGUCAAUCCUAUGAAUAAAAAGGAAAUUAAAUGGUCUGACUACAAAAAGGUGCCGAUUUUGAUGGUGGAUGGAGAACAAAUGGUUGAUUCUUCAGAAAUCAUUGAUAAAAUGUACCAAAGGAUGCAUCCCGAUUCUGUUUCUGAAGAUGAAGAAACGCAGAAGUGGCGUAGGUGGGUGGACAAUCAUCUGGUGCAUGUCUUAUCACCAAAUAUAUACAGAAGUCCCUCUGAGGCUCUUGAAUCAUUUGAUUACAUCACCUCCCAUGGUAAUUUUAGCUUCACUGAAAAGCUGGUGGCAAAGUAUGGUGGAGCAGCAGCUAUGUAUUUUGUGUCGAAGAAACUGAAGAAGAGACAUAACAUUACUGAUGAGCGAAAAGCCUUGUAUGAAGCUGCAGAGACAUGGGUUUAUGCUUUAGCGGGUAGACAGUAUCUUGGUGGUUCAGAACCAAAUUUGGCUGACCUUGCUGUGUUUGGAGUCCUGAGGCCUAUACGUGAUCUCAAGUCGGGAAAGGAUAUGGUGGCUAACACUCAUAUCGGUGAAUGGUUCGCUAGGAUGGAGAGCCAAAUGAAGCCUAAUCGUGGCAUGACCAACAAAGGAGCAUGAUUUGUUAGAAUCAGUGUUCUUGAUGAGUAUUCUAUGAGUGAGACAUGCGUCUAGGAUACCAGGAAAAAAUAAUAGUUAAUUGGUGAUACUAAGAUUACUUUAAAUAUAAUAAUUCUAUAGUAAUUGAAAACAUGAUAGUAUGAUACCACUUUCCAUC